Molecule: messenger RNA, 2916 nt
Organism: Notothenia coriiceps (black rockcod)
Lineage: Eukaryota; Metazoa; Chordata; Actinopteri; Perciformes; Nototheniidae
Gene: rhbdl3
Product: rhomboid, veinlet-like 3 (Drosophila)
Exons: 7
Coding region: 156-1076 (306 amino acids)
Cellular component (GO): membrane
Molecular function (GO): serine-type endopeptidase activity
Source: RefSeq, a predicted model, not a curated record
ACCCAGAGAAUUCAGGCUUCAUCAGUACAGAGCGCUUCAGAGACCUGUUGGCGACCCACGGCUCUGAGCUUGACCCCCACAAACUGGAAGUCCUAUUGGCCCUCGCCGAUGGCAACGCCGACGGAAAGAUCUGCUACCAAGACUUUGUGAACCUGAUGAGUAACAAGCGCUCCAACAGUUUCCGGAGGGCCAUCCUGCAGGGGAGCCGGCAGCUGAAGGGCUGCAGUCUCAGAGAUGAGGCGGGGCUGGGUCUGUCUCAGCGUCUGGUCCGACACGUCGCCUACGAGACGCUGCCCCGAGAGGUCGACCGCAAGUGGUACUAUGACAGCUACACCUACUGUCCCCCACCCUGGCUCAUCCUGGCUAUCACCAUUGCUGAGGUAGCCGUGUUCAUGUACUAUGGCUUCCAGCUGGACCGCCUGGUGCUGCAGGUGUCCAGCCCGUCCUUCCUGAAGAGCCCCUUACCGUAUCACCCCCAGCUGCGAGCGCAGGCCUGGAGGUACCUCACCUACAUUUUCAUGCACACUGGAAUUGAGCACCUGAGCCUGAACAUGGCCAUGCAGCUGCUGGUGGGAGUCCCUCUAGAAAUGGUCCACGGAGCCCUGCGGAUUGGAUUGGUCUACGUGUGUGGUGUGCUGGCAGGGUCUCUGGCAGUGUCUGUCACCGAUAUGACGGCUCCUGUGGUCGGCUCAUCUGGAGGAGUGUACGCUCUGGUCUCAGCACAUUUGGCCAACGUAGUAAUGAAUUGGUCGGGAAUGAAGUGUCAGUUUAAGUUAUUCCGGAUGGCAAUGGCUCUGGUUUGCAUGAGUGUAGAGUUUGGUCGGGCAGUGUGGCUGCGCUUCUACCCCCCGGCCUUUCCUCCGUGCCCCAAUCCCAGCUUCGUAGCCCACCUGGGAGGGGUGAUGGUUGGGCUGACGCUGGGUGUAGUGGUCCUGCAGAACUACGAGCAGCGCCUCCAGGAGCAGUCCCUGUUUUGGAUCUUCUUCUGCGUCUACACCUUGUUUGUGCUCUGCGCUGUCUUCUGGAACAUCUUUGCCUACAGCCUGCUUGACGUGCGACUGCCUCCACCACCUUGACUUGAUUAUCAGAGGCAGGCUUGACACUGUAUCCCCAUUAUUUCCCUUCCCUACCACCUUGCUGGAUGACUCACCCCAGCCCUGAUACUCUCUGAUGCAGGGAUGCACCUGACAUGCAGAGGCCCAUGGUUGCCGUUUAUGUCAUACCUUUUUCAGCCCAUCUGUUCCUUAUUGGUUAAAUGUUGCCAGUGUUUUUCGCUUACCAUACAAGCUAACCUCAGCCUGCUCUUUGUCAACAUCUCUCUUGGACAUUUGUCUAAAAAGUAACAGUCAGUUGGAAAUGUUUAGACAUCACAAUGACAAAUGAGAAGCCUCGGAUCUAACGCAACAGGAUCAAGCAGGAAUAGUCCCGUAAACCUGGCUAAACUUCCUCUGCCUAUUCCUUCUCAAUCCAACGGUGCCUUCUCAUGGAGACGUCAGCCUGAUGAAAGUAUUUCUGCACAGUCACACCUUGUGUUUCAUGGCAGCAGUAAAACCCUGCUGUACAAACUGUUUUCAGAAAGGAGAGUUCCUGAAAAUCUUUUACUCUGCCUCCAGCCCAAUUGUCAGUAAAUGAAGAAUAAGGUCAUGCUUGAAUGUAGGCUUAGUUAGUGUUUAGUCAUCAUUUCAAGCAGCCUAUAAGCAGGAGAGGUUCAUAUUAAAACAGAUGGCAGGAUAUCCAAACCUCUCCAAAAUUGUAGGUGGAGUUACCGCAACUUUCAAAAGUUAUGAAUUUUUCUUUGAAGAAAAGUGUGGGUUAUUAUUCAGUGUUGCCUCACUCAUGUGACACUUGCCCAGAUAAUUAUGUUUUGUGUUCAACACUAUUUGAACCUUAGACGUGUGUCUUUUUACUUUUUUGUCUGCAAGGAGGGUGACAAUUGUUCACACAGAAAAAAAUAAAAAGAAGCAGAAGUGCCAUUUAGACUUUUAAGCUUUCAAACACGAUGCCAAAACUACUACUAGCACUGGAGGGAAAGAGCACAUCCCCAGAAAAUAAUUGUUAUUGUGCAAUGAAAAUGAAUCUAUUUUUGUUCUGUUAUGUAUCGGUCAUACAGUAUGUGACAGAAAAAGGUCAUGAUCUCUAAAGAAUCUCUCACCUUUGGGGAACCCUAAAAGGAAGUCGAUUAUUUGUAAUUUUGUUGUCCCCUCUGGGCAAUUGCAGUAAUUGUUUGUGAUUGGUUGAAAAAUAGCGAUGAAGUGACAACAAUUUAUUUAUUGAUUGGUCAGUAGGUGAAUUACGUCAAAUGGGAUCAGACUAAAGCAACAUCCACCAGUGUGGACAACUGGGCCAUUUUGAAGAAAUGUAGUAUUUUCUCAUUACCAAACAUAGAAGAGCACACAUGCCUGACCUCGCCUACAUCCGGGCUGGGGUCGUUUCACUCAUAUCAGGAGGCGUUGGGGGAAAGAAGUAAAUCAAUGCUCCCUCAUUACUUCCUGUCACAAGGUAAAUUGUUAAUUGAUUGAACUGGGAUAGAAAACGACCCCAGCCCUAAGCUGUAAGUCUCAAACUGUACUGUACUUUAACCUCAUGUUACGCUGGUAACUGCUUCGCACAAACAUUAUUAUAAUGUAAUUAUAUACAGAUUAAUAUUUUAACAUGCAUUUGCUGUUGAUUUUUUUGUAUCUACUUGGUGAUUAUUGGUAUGUUGUGAAAAUUGUUUGGUCGGUCUGCAUUGUGAUAAUUAGCUAUAUCUUAUAUGUAGGCUAUCCUAUGUAAACAUGUGUUAAAAGUAGUGUGGGGUUGUAUAUAAUAAGGGCUAUGACACAAACAAGAUUGAGGGGGUAAAUGCUGAUAAUAUUUUAACAUUGUUCAUAUUUUGUAGAUUUGAUAUGUACAUACUGGAGUACAUUAAACUGUUUU